Molecule: messenger RNA, 1005 nt
Organism: Periophthalmus magnuspinnatus
Lineage: Eukaryota; Metazoa; Chordata; Actinopteri; Gobiiformes; Gobiidae
Product: RING-HC_RNF170 domain-containing protein
Exons: 7
Coding region: 109-906 (265 amino acids)
Molecular function (GO): ubiquitin protein ligase activity
Source: RefSeq, a predicted model, not a curated record
UUCUCGUCCAUUUGCUGUAUUUUCCAAACGACCUCUCUACCUGACAGCAAAGCUUUUCCGCUCCUCUCGCAUUUGCCCUCCUCACCUGCUGGAAGCCAGAGGAGACACAUGAGAUCUGCUGCCUUCUUACCUCAGCUGUCUCCAAUGAUCCCAUACACUACACGGACCAGAUCGUGUGGGUGCUUUGAAGAGCCAGUUGUUCAGAGUCAAAGAGUUUCAUCCAAAUCUCUGAUAUUUGCACCGACAAGUUCAGCAUCAGCAUACAUGAACUGCCAUAAGGAUUCAAAUUCUUGUUCACCUGCAGGCCAAAGAGAUUCCCAGUGCCCUGUGUGCCUCCAGGCUCCAUCUUUCCCUGUGAACACAAACUGUGGCCAUUUAUUCUGUGCUCCCUGUCUGAUCACGUACUGGAGACAUGGCUCAUGGUUGGAUGCAAUCAGCUGUCCUCUUUGCAGACAGAAGGUCAGUAUGCUGUGUCACUUAUUCAGUGAAAGCAGAUCGGAUCAGCAGUCAAAAGAAGUUCUAGGAGAAAUUACAAACUACAACAGACGAUACUCGGGAGCGCCAAGAACAAUAUCAGACUACCUGUGUGAUGCUCCUCUCCUACUGCAGCUAUUAGCUCGGUGUUUGGGCACCAUGGGAGGCUUAUUGGGGUUGUUUUUCUUCCGGGUUAUAUUAUGCUGUAUUGGAACAGUUGUGUCCAUCACCUCCUCUUCUCCAGACCCUAUCCUGUCCUCCUCUGCCCCAUCCAACCCCUCCCUGCGUGGACUGCUGGGCGCCCUAGAUGAUCUAGUGGUGGUCAUCCUGUUACUGAUCUGUGUAAUUAACGUGAACCAGCAGAUGGUGCCACAGAGAGGACAGAGUGCAAAUGUAGCAACAACUCGCAGAGUCAUUGGGAACUCCCUUUAGUUUGUGAUCUGUAAUAAGUUUUGACUUCCAUACAUUUUUAAGUGGUAUGAGUUGAGUUUGCUACAGUGUUUACAACAACCAGAGAAAAUAUAACAUUAU